Messenger RNA from Brachypodium distachyon (stiff brome), 1743 nucleotides. Its product is annotated as ornithine decarboxylase. Bases 207 to 1451 code for a protein of 414 amino acids. Gene Ontology annotation, cellular component: cytoplasm. The record is from RefSeq and is a predicted model, not a curated record. Gene Ontology annotation, molecular function: ornithine decarboxylase activity. NCBI's taxonomy places the organism in Eukaryota, Viridiplantae, Streptophyta, Magnoliopsida, Poales, Poaceae. The transcript has 2 exons.
AAGAGACGCCGAUCGAGUUCAUCGCAGACAAGCCCCACACUUCCACAGACACAAAAGAAGCAAUAGCAUUCGCCGGAGCAGAGCCCAUCUUCUCGAUCGCUCGCUUUGCUAGCUGCAUUUGACACCGCCCAGCUCGAGAAAACCCCAAAUUAGUCUUCAGCUCUCCCCGCAUCGCUUAAGUGUGGUAGGAUAACAUAAUCGUCGACAUGGUUGGAAGCAGCGGCCCAAUGCAGGCGGUGCUGACGGCGCCCGGGGUGAAGGACAGGAAGGUGCACGCGUUCAAGCGGGACGCGCUCAAGGACAAGGACGCCGUCGCGGCCCUCAUGCACUCCAUCGCCGCCCCCGCCGGCACCGCCCGGAGCGCCUUCUUCGUCCUGGACCUCGCCAGGCUCGUCGACCUGUACAGCGCCUGGCGCCGCGCGCUCCCCGACGUGCGGCCCUACUACGCCGUCAAGUGCAACCCCGAGCCGGCAAUGCUCGGCGCGCUGGCCGCUCUCGGAGCAGGUUUUGACUGCGCCAGCCGCGCCGAGAUCGAGGCCGUCCUCGCGCACGGGGUCGAGCCCGGGAGCAUCGUGUACGCCAACCCGUGCAAGCCCGAGGCGCACCUCGAGUACGCGGCGUCCGUCGGCGUCAACCUCACCACCUACGACACCGAGGAGGAGGUGGCCAAGGUCAAGCGCUGCCAUCCGGACUGCGAGCUCCUCCUCCGCAUCAAGGGCCCCGACAACGACGAGGCCAAGAUCGACCUGGGCACCAAGUACGGCGCGCACGCCGAGGAAGUCGUGCCUCUCCUGCGCGCCGCCCAGCGCGCGGGCCUCACCGUGGCGGGCGUCUCCUUCCACGUCGGGGCCUGCACUUCCCGCACCGACGUCUACCACGACGCCAUCAGGGCAUCCCGCGCGGCGUUCGACGCGGCCGCCGCCCUCGGCAUGCCGCCCAUGCGCGUGCUCGACAUCGGCGGCGGCUUCAUGGCGGACGCCUCGUUCGGACGCGCGGCGGCGGCCAUAAAGGACGCGCUCGCGCAGCACUUCGGCGAGCUCCUCCCGUGCGUGGAGGUGAUCGGCGAGCCGGGGCAGUACUUCGGCGAGACCGUGUUCACGCUCGCGGCGCGCGUCAUCGGGAAGCGCGCGCGCGGCGAGGCGCGGCAGUACUGGAUCGACGACGGGCUCUACGGCUCCCUCAGCUGCGCGCUCAUGGGCGACUACGUGCCGCGCCCAAGGCCGCUGCUCGCCGCCCCGCGCCCCGGCGGAGAGAAGACGUACGCCUCGACGGUGUUCGGGCCGACGUGCGACUCCCGGGACAAGGUGGUGAGCGGGUACCAGCUGCCGGAGAUGAGCGUGGGGGACUGGCUCGUGUUCGACGGCAUUGGCGCCUACGCCGCCUCGUCAGGGUCCAACUUCAACGGAUUCUUGAUGUCCGACAUAAAGACAUACUUGGCGUACUCAACCUAGGGAUCGAUCCGAUGCAUUAUCAUUGGGCAAUGGGCAAUGGAUAAUAAUGUUGAGGUUGGGUGAAACUCUUCUUCUGCGUUGUGUGCAUGAAUAUUGUUUCGGAAGAAACACUUUGUGCGUUUUCCGCGGCAUUGGUUGUGUCCACAAGAAAAUAAAACCCUUCUUUAUCUAAAGAUGAGUUUAGCUCAUUUUUGUAUAUUGUAUCUAAGGUGAAGUCGAUAAAUUCUCUUGUUUCCUGAAAUGAGAAGUUCUUCGGGGCAUGUACAAUUAAUGGUUGAUAAAUUGUCUUAUC